This is a messenger RNA of Trichobilharzia szidati, 2592 nucleotides long. The record is from the annotation of a GenBank genome assembly. Lineage: Eukaryota; Metazoa; Platyhelminthes; Trematoda; Strigeidida; Schistosomatidae.
AUGUGGGAGUUACAAGAACAUGAAAUGGGGAGAGAUUCCUACUUAUCUUAUUUAAUCGGUCAACUAGGUGGUAUUAAUUUUGGGGGUUCAGAGUGUGAUUUCAUGAUAUCCACUGAUAAAAAUGGGGAGGCUACAGCCUUAAUAUCUGUUAGCAAUGAGGAUGAAUGUCGUUUAAUUUUGUCACGGAGAUCCCCUGGGCAGGCAAUCGUCAACGGUGGAACACUGUCUCCAGGUUGUCGGAGUAUACGUUCAGGAGAUAUAAUACAAUUCGUUAGUGCACCGAGCAAAUUCUUUACACUUAAGCACGUGUAUGCCAAUCUCCUCUUCUCUUCAAUGGGCAAGCAGGCGAAGAAAAAGGCAAAGUCAACUGCCGCGCUUAUCCAUGCUAAUGUUUUAAGUGAAUGGUCCAAAGAGUGUGAUCUUCUCGUUAUGUCUUCUUUGAUUGUCACGUCUAAGGUUAUAUGCGCAUUACUUCAUUGCAUUCCGAUUGUCACACCGGAAUUCUUAGAAGAAGUAAAACAGAUUAGUACACGUAAAUUUGCAGCCAAACCGGAUCCACAAAGCUUUUUACCUGUUAUAAAGGAGGAAAAAUUAACACAAAAUGAUGCAUCCAGAUUUUUGCCCAAUAAUUUACGCCGUGAUUUAUUUCGUGGGAAAACAUUUUUUGUUUUCAGUAAAGAUAAGUACGAUCGUCUUGUGGAGAUUAUUCGUUUGGGAAACGGCAAGAUACAUCUACUUGAUUCGUGUGAUGCUCUACUUACUUUGGCCGCAGAAAGUGAUGUGUAUGUUUCUGGAGAUUUCGCAGUAAAUGAUAUCCUUCGUGAUGUUUUGUCGAAGUCUGGAUCUUGUGUUAUUCAUUUACAUCCUACCUCACUCACUCAACAAUGGCAACGCAAGGUCUAUUCAGUGUUACGUAGUUUAAAUCAGCGACCCAUUCUUGAAUCUGAAUUGGGUUUCGCUGUGAUAUAUUGCUCCACAGAGUUAUAUUGUAAUCCCCGGAAACAUUGUCCUGAUGGACUAUAUCAGGAAGUCAAUGUAUCCGAAGCAUUUUCGGUAAAUCCAUUUCAAAUUGACUCGGAAGCUUUUACAUCACAAACCAAUGAAUUGUGUAAUACGGUGAAUGGUUUUGAGGUGUCCAGUUCAUUUCAAAAAAACUUUUCAUUGAAAACGGAUAAAAAUGAAUCGAAUACUGGACAGAAAUUAAGUUUGUUUCAAACCACGGAGUCAAACGAGAAUAAAGGCAAAUCCACUGUCUCUAAAAUAGUUCCUUUAGUAACUCCUGAACGCAAAACUCCUGGGGGUUUGUUAGUGCAAGAUUCAGAACCAGCAUUUAGUCCAAAAUUUGCUAAUCGAUCUCCAUUUCCACCAGUGGGUUCCGAAAAUCAAGAACCUCACAAACCAGAAACGGUUUCUAAGAAGACUGCAGUCAUUUCAAUUACUGAAUCUGCACUCGUUCAUCAACCUUCAGAACACAGUGAUUAUGUCUUAAAAUUAUUUGAUAGUAUACCUCCACUUGAAUUACCAAAGAAGAAGAAGACUGUACUAUCAGAGUCAACAAAUAAAAGUCAGAGUAGUGUAGUACAAUCUGGUGUUAAUUGUGGCCGUGAGUUAGAUUCUGUUCAAUGUGAGUUAUCUGCAUCGCGUAAAGAUUCAGUUUUGGCUGUUGUCACUGAAACAGAUUCAAGUGAUUCAGCAAAUUGUGAACCUAAUGAUGCUCCUUUGAAACAGUCGGACAGUGACAAAAUGGUGUCAGACAAACUUGGGCGUUUGUUAGUGCAGGAUUCAGAACCAGCAUUUAGUCAAGAAUUUGUUAAUCAACCUCCAUUUCCAUCUCUGGGUGUUGAAAAUCAAGAACCUUAUAAAUCAGAAACAGUUUCAAAGAAGACUGCUGUCAUUUCAAAUACUGAAUCUUCAUUCGUUCAUCAACCUUCAGAACACAGUGAUUAUGUCUUAAAAUUAUUUGAUAGUAUACCUCCACUUGAAUUACCAAAAAGAAGAAGACUGUACUAUCAGAGUCAACAAAUAAAAGUCAAAGUAGUGCACUGUGAGUUAGAUUCUGUUCAAUGCGAGUUACCUGCAUCGCGUAAAGAUUCAGUUUUGGCUGUUGUCACUGAAACAGAUUCAAGUGAUGCAGUAAAUUGUGAACCUAAUGAUGCUCCUUUGAAACAGUCGAACAGUGAUGAAGGGGCGCCAGAUGGAUGGCUUCGGAAACGUGUGGGUGUUGAAACUGAUUCCGUGGAUAACAACCAAUGUGCAAAAGUCGCUCCUAUGACCAUCACAACUAAGGUUCCAAAGUUCAUUGCGAGUACCCAACAGAACAAUAAGAGAAAUUUCAAACAAUUUGUUAAAGUUUGGCCAACCCAUCUUCGUCGUAAUACACAGAUGAGGUCUAGUAUUCAUCCUUGUGUGUCAAGACCUAUUCCUCUAGCUCCUUUUCACCAAACACUUGAGAAGAAACGUGAAGAAUGUAAAACUAUUGUCCAGUCAAAAAUCUCAUCAGAAGAUGAGAGACGAGAACGAAUAAACAAGCUGUUUGAAGAAUGCUGCGAACCUCCACCUCUGCGGAAGUUCCGAACAACCAUCGAGGUCUGA